CGUCGAAGUUUUGUAACAGUUAGUAUGUAGCUUAAUCUGUGUUAGCAGUGCGCGUAUCCGUAAUUUAACUUGCAGAAAGUUUAAAGAUGGAGGUUGUUAAUGCUGGUGUUGAUAUUUUGGGUAAUGAAGUUGAUGGCAAGAAAAACAAAUCGUAUGCAGGUAUUCCGGAGGCUGCCUUUGUUGAUGAUGUUGAUGCAUUUAUGGCUUUAGAAGAAAAUGGUGGCGAUGCAGAUAAAGUUCUUAGAAGACUGGAUGAACAACAUAGCAAGUACAAGUUUAUGGAAUACAGCCUUGCUUCAAAGAGAAGACGACUGAAGAAUCAAAUCCCCGACUUGGAAAAUACUUUGGAUAUGAUCAAGUUGUUACAGGAGCAACGUGAUAAUCCAAAGGAGAUGGAAACUGAGUUUCUGCUGUGUGAACAAGUUUAUUUCAAAGCAUUGGUGCCUCCAACAGACAAAGUGUGUUUGUGGCUUGGAGCCAAUGUGAUGCUGGAAUACACACUAGAAGAUGCAACUAAUCUCUUGGUGAAAAAUUUAGAAGCAGCAAAGAAAAACUUGGAACAUGUAGCACAUGAUUUAGACUUUUUAAGGGACCAGUUUACAACAACUGAGGUGAAUAUGGCACGUGUGUACAACUGGGAUGUCAAAAAACGGCAGGCUGCUAAAUCCUCCUCUUCAAAACUUGAAACUUAAUAAUCCAGUUUAAAUCGAAAUUUAUGGACUAACCUUUAUUAAGAUGUCCUUUUGAUCAGUUUGCAGAACCACUUAUUCUAAUUUAUAGUGCAUUUUGAAAGAUUUUUAUCAUAAGGAGAGACAAUGCUUCGGUUUCUUGUUUUAGCAUUCAACUAACGACAUAGAAUGCAGUACUGUUAUUCUGCAGAGAAUAUAUUUUGUUGCUAAAAUACUUGCAUUUAACCUGCUAACAGAAGAAUUAACAUAUUUCACUGAUUCUGUAAAUAUGGUCAGGAACUUGCACAUUUUGUUUUCUUGGCUGUAUCUGUCACCUAUAGAUAAGUAAAUAAAGCAAAUUUGAAAUUGUAUUA
This is a messenger RNA of Cryptotermes secundus, 1042 nucleotides long. It is a transcript of the gene mgr, whose product is annotated as prefoldin subunit 3. The record is from RefSeq and is a predicted model, not a curated record. Gene Ontology annotation, biological process: tubulin complex assembly; microtubule-based process; protein folding. Gene Ontology annotation, molecular function: tubulin binding. Lineage: Eukaryota; Metazoa; Arthropoda; Insecta; Blattodea; Kalotermitidae. The transcript is spliced from 5 exons. Bases 87 to 692 code for a protein of 201 amino acids. Gene Ontology annotation, cellular component: prefoldin complex; cytoplasm.